This is a messenger RNA of Capsicum annuum, 2366 nucleotides long. Its product is annotated as ABC transporter G family member 28. The transcript is spliced from 9 exons. Gene Ontology annotation, molecular function: ABC-type transporter activity. The coding region runs from base 1652 to 2149 and encodes 165 amino acids. NCBI's taxonomy places the organism in Eukaryota, Viridiplantae, Streptophyta, Magnoliopsida, Solanales, Solanaceae. The record is from RefSeq and is a predicted model, not a curated record.
UGGAGCUUCUAUUGCUCAAACCACAUCUAGAAUUCGAUAAGGGGGUAUGUUAACAAAAAUUGCUCAUAAAUAUUGAUUGGGAGUAUUUGUAAUGAUUAAAACGAGUGGUGCUCCGGUAGAUGUAAGUUAUUCUAUUUUCGUAACGUCUUUUGAUUUUUUGGUUACUUGUCCUUGCUUGUUUGUUAGUAGUUCUGUUUCUUUGUUUAAUUAUUUUGACCAGUGUGUAGCAUCUAUUGCCUCUGUGAAGCCGAGGAAGCAUCUUCAGAUCAAGAUAAAGUAUUUAUACUUGCACUGAAACAUUCAAAAAGGAAUCUAGUUCAGAUGAAAAUAUGAUUCACCAUCAUGAAAGCUGUUCCGCUUUGUUCUGCAUUUUUUCGUCUCUUCUACAGAGAUAAAGGGUCCAAGAAAUACAACCUCACUUUCUCAAUUAGGGAGCCAAGACCUUGACAACAGUUGCAUCAAGCUAGAGUAAAGAAAUAGGAAAACACAUUGAAUGUUUGCUUUCAUUAUUCAAGCCAUGUUACAUCGCCAUGUUGCUUGGGCUCUUCAAAAAUAUCUGUGGAUGCGUGUUGGAUCCCCCAAAGUAGUGUAUCUUUAUAGAAUCCGACACGGGUGCGGCAUCAAAAGUGAAUGAGUCAGCGCAACUUAGAUUUCAAGCGUGAUACGACUGCAUCUGAUAGCAAACACUGAGCUUUUGUCAGUAUUUGGAUCUUUAUGACUGGUUAAAAUAUCAGUGUUUUUGUUUUGAAUAUUCAGAGAUUUGAACUGAGACAUAAACAUUAAGCUGAUAACUUUGGAGAUUAUGGAGUUCCCCUCAAAUGAUGCCCAUUACUCAACCUGCCCGGAAUAAAUUCAAGGAGUUGUUUAAUCUUGUCUCCAUCUAAACUUCAGUCAAUUUAGGGAAUCGCAAAGGAAAAUCGUGAACGGUCAGAAACAUGCAAUCAAUUUACGCCAGAGAUGAAUUUACGGCUAAUAAAAUGAGCAGGCAUAUCAUGAUGUAUUAAGAUUAUGCUAGUCGCUAGAGGUUGAACAACGGAGAAGCCUUCAGUUCUUGAUUAAUAGAGGUCAAUUGGCAGCUCUAAUAGAGUUCAAAGGUGUAUAAUACACAAGGAUUUUGGUAUGCUGUUACAACUCUUAGCUCAGUUGGUAAAAGGAAAAAUUCUGCUGCAAUUCUCUAUUGAAUAGAAAGUCACUCAAAUGUGGUCUGACAGCAAAUCAACGGGUUCAUUGGGUCAUAGAAUGAUGGUCAACAUUAGCUUUUAACAGUUCUCAUCCAUACCAGACCAAAAAUGCACCAAUUUUAGAAUCUUCAACUGAUGAAGCAAGUCCUGCAACUGCUACCUCCGAUCAAUCUGGGGACCUGUCAUUAGAUGUCAAAUUCAAUGUUGUUUAGAAGAAGGACCGCAUGCGAUUCAACUUUUUGACGUGGUUGGACUUGUCCAAUCGGAAAGCCCCUGGUGUAUUGCUUCAAUACAAAGUUGGCAAUCAGCGAUUGCGAGAAGCCAGGAUAGUUGGACUCUGUUUGGGAACACUUGCUGAAGUGAGUAUUGAAACCUUUAUACCGGCAUUGCAGUUCCUCUUCUCACCGAGAUUCCGUCUCUGAGAUCAUUUUCUCUAGAUACAUUACACUACUGGAGAGAGUGCAUCUGUCAUGAGCAGUUUGGCAUACUUUCUGGCCAAGGAUAUGAUUGAUCAUAUCAAUACUAUUGUAAGGCCUGCAGUUUAUCUCUCAAUGUUCUACUUCUUCAACAAUCCAAGAUCUUCAAUUUUGGAUAAUUAUCUCAUCUUGCUUUGUGUCGUCUAUUGUGUUACUGGGAUAGCUUAUGCACUUGCCAUCUACUUUGAACCUGGUCAAGCUCAACUGUGGUCGGUGUUGCUACCAGUUGUCUUGACCCUCGUAGCAAGCAAGGACGGUGUGUUCACUGCGAUAGUAGGAGAUUAUAUCUAUUCAAAGUGGGCCUUGGAAGCAUUUAUAAUUGCAAAUGCUAAAAGGUACUCUGGGGUCUGGCUGAUCACAAGAUGUGGUGUACUAAGGAAAAAAGGCUACACGCUUGAUCAUUGGUACCCUUGCUUACUAAAACUCAUCCUUCUCGGUGCUGCCAGUCGCUGCGUAGCAUUUUUGUUAUUGAUAACUUUCCAGAAAAAAUAAAACUUCAUUGUUGCUGUCUUGCUUCAUCACUUGAUAUACAAGGAAGAAUGCCAGUUUACAGUCUCAACCAUGACGAAAAUGUUGGGAAGCCUCAAAAAGUUGGGUCCCUUGUGAAGAUUAUUGUAUAUAACCUUGAUAUGAUUCUUGCCGAAUAUGUAAUUCACUCGAAACAGAUGUAGUUUCUCUUGGAGAAUGAUUCUACCUGGUUCCUGAGCCU